Molecule: messenger RNA, 714 nt
Organism: Vollenhovia emeryi
Lineage: Eukaryota; Metazoa; Arthropoda; Insecta; Hymenoptera; Formicidae
Exons: 5
Coding region: 1-714 (237 amino acids)
Source: RefSeq, a predicted model, not a curated record
AUGCUGACGAACGAGCCGGAUGCGAGGACCUCUGAGAGAGAUCAAUCGCAGCAUCAGGUUGAUGUCAAUGGAGCGCAUCAUGAAGAAAAUGACGAAACGUUGGCAAAACAGGGAGUAAUCAACAAGACCGUGCCCGGUGAAUCCCGGAUACCUCCGGAUCCCGUCGCCACUCGGCGGACCGUCCCAUCAGGCUCAGGGGAAUCGCCGAAAUUAUCUCGAACGACGUCGAGGACCGAAGCUGUUAGACAAGAUGUCAGGAGAUUGAAGAGCGUCACGCUGGAUAGAAUGGGGAAGAUGUUUAGGACACGUACGCCUGCCGUGGGAAAAUCAUUUUUGGGCUUGGACACCAAUGUGACAAGCGUCGAUGAUUAUGACGAAAAAGCACCGAGGAAAGAGAAGACAAACUCUCUGGGAAGGAUGCUUAAGUUUGUCGACAAAGGCGGUUCGCCUAGGAAACUUUUUGCCCAUCCCCGAGCAGGGUCGCUGAGUCGUAUACUACGUAGGCAUCCUCAUAAUGAGGACAAUGGAAUUAUCGAUAAACCGGCGGAGGACACCGGGCGUGGAAUUCUCUCCAGAAUGCUUAGUCAACUGAGAGGACGUCCCGUAAGCGGAACUACUGCUAAAUCUGACACACGUAAGGGCAAGAAACUUAAUUCUUCAUUAGAAUUGCCAUUGGGAAUGCCAUUAAAUUCGAAAACGGCUAACGUUACGUAG